This is a messenger RNA of Cimex lectularius (bed bug), 2552 nucleotides long. It is a transcript of the gene ABCB7, whose product is annotated as ATP-binding cassette sub-family B member 7, mitochondrial. Gene Ontology annotation, molecular function: ATP hydrolysis activity; ATP binding; ABC-type transporter activity. The coding region runs from base 159 to 2351 and encodes 730 amino acids. Lineage: Eukaryota; Metazoa; Arthropoda; Insecta; Hemiptera; Cimicidae. Gene Ontology annotation, cellular component: mitochondrial inner membrane. The transcript is spliced from 12 exons. Gene Ontology annotation, biological process: intracellular iron ion homeostasis; transmembrane transport. The record is from RefSeq and is a predicted model, not a curated record.
AAAUCAAAAAUGUAGUUCAAUUUCUGAGAGGUUUGCAGCGAUGUCGACGUUAGCAUUGAGACCCUUGUGUCUGUCUGCAUCAGUAAAUUCAUAAUCGAUACUUUAUCAACCCUCUUCUUUCCUUUUUCCUUUUUUCAGCUGUUAGACUGGUACAAAACAUGGCAACUUCUUUUCUAAUAAACGGGUUUAUUUUCAACAAGAACAUACCAAAUUUACUGAAACAGAAGGGGAAAUUAUUGUGCGCCACGAGUUCGGGCCCGAGGCCAGCCGGCGGAUUCUACACAUACAGAAAUUACACGGCUCUCAAAAAUUCCUACGUUGUCCAUCCAUCCAAGACGGUAUUAUUUGAUUUCCAUGAUGACAAGAAUGGUGACCGAUGUGUUGUUACAAGAGCUUACAAAACGAAAGGUACAAAAGACGUAUCAAUUCCACCGGCCCAGAAGAAAAGGGACUGUUUCCAUCCAGGGACGUCUUCACUUGCGAGAGAGACGAUUUCACUCGGGGAAACAAAGACUGUCACAAAUAAAGAAAUGAUUAAUUUGAUGUUGUCCUACAUUUGGCCAAAGAACGAACCAAAGGUUAAAGCUACAGUUGCAUUGUCCCUUGGCCUUUUGAUCGGCUCAAAACUUCUUAACGUAGCUACACCUUUUUUUUUCAAAUACAUUGUCGACGACCUCAACAAUUAUACAAAUCUUUUAAAAAUGGGCACAGCUCCUGAAGUGAUCGCAACUAGCGCUGCAACUUUAGUUAUUGGAUACGGGAUUGCCAGGGCAGGAGCUGCAGGUUUUGGCGAAUUGAGGAAUGCCGUUUUUGCCCGAGUGGCUCAGAACUCUAUAAGAAAUGUUGCUAGAAAUGUUUUCGCACAUUUACACCAGCAAGAUUUAUCUUUUCAUUUAUCAAGAAGGACUGGUGCCCUUUCAAAAGCCAUAGAUCGGGGAAGUAGAGGCAUAAACUUUGCAUUAAGUGCAAUGGUGUUUAAUGUCGUGCCUACUCUUUUUGAACUGAUACUAGUUUCGACCAUAUUAGCUUAUAAGUGUGGAUUGCCUUUGGGUUUUAUAUCUUUAGGGUGUGUCGGUCUUUACGGUAUUUUUACACUAUCCAUAACCAAAUGGAGGACAAGGUUCAGAGUUCAGAUGAACGAAGCAGAAAACGAAGCUGGAAACAAAGCAGUCGAUUCAUUAAUAAAUUUUGAAACAGUCAAGUAUUUUAACAAUGAAGAUCAUGAAGUCAGACGGUAUGACAAUGCCUUGGCCAGGUACCAAGCUGCUUCGUUGAAAACGACAACUAGUCUAGCCCUUUUAAACUUUGGGCAGAAUGCAAUUUUCAGCGGUGCUCUCGCUCUUGCAAUGUACCUUGUCGCUGAAGGUGUCUUACAGGGCACUCUAACAGUCGGUGACAUGGUUAUGGUCAAUGGGUUGUUAUUCCAACUGUCCAUACCGUUGAACUUUCUCGGGUCUGUUUAUCGCGAAGUGAGGCAAGCGUUGAUCGACAUGCAAACUUUAUUCUCCCUUAUGAAACGAGAACCUGAAAUAAAAAAUUCUCCGACUGCUCUUCCACUUGCGAUAACUACUGAAAAUUCGACAAUUACAUUUGAAAAUGUUUCAUUUCAGUAUGUUAAAGGGAAACAAAUUUUUGAAGAUUUAUCGUUCACAAUUCCUGCAGGAAUGAAGAUAGCGAUUGUCGGUGGAUCAGGAACAGGGAAGUCGACUAUUACAAGGCUACUGUAUAGAUUCUUUGAUCCAACUUCUGGCAAUAUUUAUAUCGCUGGGAAAAACAUUCAAGAUUUAGAUCUUGAUCACCUCCGAAGAUCAAUUGCAAUUGUUCCCCAGGAUUCUGUUUUAUUCCAUGACACCAUUCUGUACAAUCUGAGAUAUGGCAAUUUAGACAGGAGUGAAGAAGAAGCAAUUGAAGCUUCUAAAAUGGCCAAUCUUCACAAUUCUGUGAUGGCAUGGCCUCAACAGUACAAUACUCCGGUUGGUGAAAGGGGCUUGAAAUUAUCAGGAGGUGAGAAACAGAGAGUAGCAAUCGCUAGGGCUAUUUUGAAAGGUUCUCCGAUUUUGAUUUUUGAUGAAGCCACAUCAUCAUUAGACUCAAUAACAGAACAUAAUAUAUUGGAUGCUCUUGAUAUUGCCACAGAAGGUAGAACGUCAAUUUGCAUAGCACACAGACUUUCCACGAUAAUGGACGCGGAUGAAAUCCUCGUUCUGGACAAAGGCGGCUUGGCCGAAAGGGGGACGCAUGAAAGCUUGCUCAGCAAUUCGGAUUCUUUGUAUUCGAAGAUGUGGGAAAUGCAACACGACAAAAUCAAACAGGCCAAAGGUUUUGAAGCAAAAGAAGCACAGGCCACCUAAUAGGCGACAGUUUUUGUAAAUCUUUUUUUGAACAAAAUGUAUAAUUGUAUAUAUGUAAAAUAUUUAUUCUGCAAAUUACGUUGCGAAGUUCAAUGCCAAUUUAUAUUCAGGCAACAAAUAAUACAAUUCUGUACGGCCCAAGAUGGAUGAAAUAAUAAGUCUUAAUUUUUAUUCACAACAAAUAAAUUGUUAUUUAUUGAA